Messenger RNA from Symbiodinium natans, 345 nucleotides. Lineage: Eukaryota; Dinophyceae; Suessiales; Symbiodiniaceae. The record is from the annotation of a GenBank genome assembly.
AUGCAGGUACAUGCCGAGGUAAUCUACGACGACCUGGAUCUGGAUGUGGGUCGGCUCCGUCUCCGGAAAUCCGGUUCCGCUGGAGGCCAGAACGGUGUGAAGUCCAUCCUCGCCCGCGGCCUCCAGAGGUUCCUCCGCGUGCGGCUGGGAGUGUCGCGGCCGCCAAAGAGCGGAGGGCGUGAUGCCAUCGUGGGCCACGUCCUCGGCAAGUUCCGCCACGAGGAGCUGGAGCUGUCGAAGGAAGCCUUAGGCCGAGCAUCGGUGGCCAUCGAGGACUUGGCUGAUGGCGUCUCCUGGGACAAUGUCAUGAACAAGUUCAACCGGCCCGUGACUGCCCUGGCAUGA